Trichomycterus rosablanca is the source of this 2778-nucleotide messenger RNA. RefSeq lists its product as uncharacterized. The coding region runs from base 1 to 2778 and encodes 925 amino acids. The record is from RefSeq and is a predicted model, not a curated record. NCBI's taxonomy places the organism in Eukaryota, Metazoa, Chordata, Actinopteri, Siluriformes, Trichomycteridae. The transcript is spliced from 13 exons. Gene Ontology annotation, cellular component: membrane. Gene Ontology annotation, biological process: chloride ion homeostasis; cell volume homeostasis; potassium ion homeostasis. Gene Ontology annotation, molecular function: potassium:chloride symporter activity.
AUGAGUGAACGCACUCCUCUUCUACACUACCGGCUCUCCGCGAGCGUCCACGAGCAAUCCGGUGAGCACCAAGUGCACGACGAAGCACGGGACCGGCCCGCCGCCAGGCGGAAAUCCACGCAUGGCCAAGCCAGAAAACUGUCCACCUUCUUCGGGGUGGUGAUCCCCACCCUCCUGUCCAUGUUCAGCGUGGUGGUGUUCCUGCGGAUAGGUUUCGUGGUGGGACAGUGUGGACUGUACCAGGCCAUCCUGAUGUUUCUGGUGGCCUAUUUCAUCAUCAGCAUGACCGUUCUGUCCGUCUGUGCCAUCUCCACCAACGGGGCUCUGGAUGCUGGAGGAGCGUACUACAUGAUCAGUCGUGCGUUAGGACCGGAGUUCGGCGGCAGCAUUGGCAUCAUGUUCUUCCUGGCUAACGUGUGUGGCAGCGCCCUCUAUGUGUUAGGACUGGUAGAAGCCAUGCUGGCUACGUUCGGACUUCCUGAAGAUGGAUCCGACCACGGUUCCUCGUACGCGGUGAUGCCCGUGGGAUACUGGUGGUCUCUACUUUAUGGCAGCUGCAUCCUCUUGGUGUGUGUGUUGGUGUGUUUGGUUGGCGCAGGGAUCUAUGCCAAGGCCACCUUCCUGAUCUUUCUGAUCGUGAUGGUGGUGCUGGCGACCAUUUUUAUAAGCUUCUUCUCUGUGAGACCUCACCCCGUCACGCUGCCCAGCACGCCAGAUAACAGCAGCUCGGCUCCCACCGGCGCCAACUUCACCGGCUUCAAACUCGACACGCUGCUCAGCAACCUCGACGCUGAUUAUACGGUGGACUACACCACAGGAGUGAUGAUGAGCUUUGCUACGGUGUUUGCGGUUAUGUUCAACGGCUGCACAGGGAUCAUGGCCGGGUCCAACAUGUCCGGUGACCUGAGGAACCCGAGUUACUCCAUCCCUCGUGGAACCAUCACGGCCGUCAUCUUCACCUUCAUCAUCUACAAUCUGCUCAGCUUACUGGUAGCCUGCACCUGCGACAGACUGCUGUUACAGAGGGAUUACAGCUUCCUGAGGGAUAUAAACGUCUGGCACCCGUUCGUCACCAUCGGCGUCUACUCUUCCACCCUGUCGGCCGCCAUGAGCAACCUGAUCGGGGCGUCACGGAUCCUCUACGCUCUCGCCAGGGACGACCUGUUCGGUAAAGUCCUCUCCCCUGCUAAGAAGACCUCGGGCGGUGGGAACCCCUGGGUCUCGGUUCUCAUCUCCUGGUUCCUGGUGCAGUUGGUGUUAUUUUCGGGGAAGUUGAACACCAUAGCCAGUAUUGUGACCAUCUUCUUCCUGCUGGUUUACGCUGCAGUCGAUCUGGCCUGUCUGGCUCUGGAAUGGGCGUCUGCACCCAACUUCAGACCAACCUUCCGCUACUUCACGUGGCACACGUGCGUGUUGGGCAUCCUGGGCUGUGCAGUCAUGAUGUUCCUCAUCAACGCCAUCUACGCGUCGGCCAGCAUCGCCUUCAUGCUGCUCCUGCUCCUGCUAAUUCAUUACCUCAGUCCUACCAGCAGCUGGGGCUACAUCAGCCAGGCGCUGAUAUUCCACCAGGUGCGUAAAUAUCUGCUCAUGCUGGACGUGCGUAAAGAUCACGUGAAGUUCUGGAGACCUCAGGUGCUGCUGAUGGUGGCGAACCCCCGCGCCAACGUCGGCCUCAUCACCUUCAUCAACGACAUCAAGAAGAGCGGCCUCUACGUCCUGGGCCACAUCCAGAUCGGAGACCUGGCUCUCCUGCCGUCUGAUCCACUCCAGGCUCAGUACGACUCCUGGCUCUCCCUGGUGGAUCACCUGAACAUCAAGGCCUUCGUUAACCUGACGUUAGCCGACUCUGUGAGACGCGGGGUGCAGCACUUACUCUUCAUUUCGGGACUUGGUGGGAUGAGACCAAACACGUUGGUCUUGGGCUUCUAUGAUGACAUUCCUCCCCAGGAUCAGCUCCAGGAUCGCUCUUUCCACUCAGGCAGAUCUCUAGAGAACCCCGUUUUUUCGGAAGACCCGGAGGACCCACUUUUCCAUUUUCCGCCUCUUCGCGGGAGCAUAGACGGCGCCUGGCAUGGAAAAACGAUGGGUCCUCAGGAGUACGUGAGCGUGAUCGCGGACGCCGUGAAAAUGCUAAAGAACGUGGCAUUGGCGCGCUACUUCUGCCAGUUCGAUCACACCCGGGUCCGGCACGGCCCCAUCUACGUGGACGUCUGGCCGGUCAACCUGCUCCGACCCGACAGCUGCUCCUACGUGGACACGUGCUCGCUGUUCCUCCUCCAGCUGGCGUGCAUCCUCAACAUGACCACGGCGUGGCGCAAGGCCAAGCUCCGCCUCUUCCUGUGCGUGGAGCGAGGGCGUAGCCUCACGGAGGUGGAGCGUAAGCUGGGUCUCCUGCUGAAGGAGCUCCGGAUGAAGGCGGAAAUCUGCACGGUGCCGUGGGACGCCCAGGUGGCGCUGCACUGGCAGAGGAGGGACGGAGCCGUACAGACAGGUCGGGCCGAGGAGAAAGAGGAGGAGACGGAGGAGGAGGAGGAGUACGCCAACGGUUUCCAUAGCAACACCUCACGCCUGACGGACGACUACCUCCUCGCCGUUAACAGGCUGAUCUGCGACCAGCCCUGCCCCCCGCCGGCCCUGCGUUUCCUGUAUUUGCCCCGCCCCCCCGCAGAUACACGCCGGUACUGCGACUACCUGCAUCAGCUGGAGCUGCUGAGCCGUGACCUCGGGCCCACGCUGCUUAUCCACGGGGUCACGCCCGUCAUCACUACCGACCUGUAA